Molecule: messenger RNA, 1715 nt
Organism: Chelonoidis abingdonii (Abingdon island giant tortoise)
Lineage: Eukaryota; Metazoa; Chordata; Testudines; Testudinidae
Gene: DAO
Product: D-amino acid oxidase
Biological process (GO): D-serine catabolic process; L-proline catabolic process; D-alanine catabolic process
Cellular component (GO): cytoplasm
Molecular function (GO): FAD binding; D-amino-acid oxidase activity
Source: RefSeq, a predicted model, not a curated record
GGGGAAGCUGCAAGGGAAGCUUGGCACAGCUGAGGGGAUCUCUGCACGGAAGGGGGCCUGUUGGCAGCAGACUUGGGUCUGGUUUGGUCACUGGGGUGACUGCCUGCAGUGCACUGACAUUAAUCCCCACUACAAGUGACUGGCACACAGGAGGGGAGCGUCAGGUGCACUGUUCUCAGUGCAAAUCAAAACCGUUUUCUCAUGUUCUGUUGAGGUGUGUGGUGAGGGAGAAGCUGGCUCCGCUGACUGGCACUUGACAAGCUUCUGUCUGUCCCUUGGAGGCUGUGCUAGAAAACAGGAGGGACCUGACUGCCAUGCGCAUAGCGGUGAUUGGGGCGGGGGUGAUCGGACUGUCCACAGCCUUGUGCAUCUACGAUCAGUAUCACUUGGUCGUCCAGCCCCUGGAAAUUGAGCUCUAUGCUGACCGGUAUACGCCACUCACCACCAGCGAUGGAGCAGCAGGGCUCUGGCAGCCCUACGUGGACAAUAAGAGAAAUGCUCAAGAAACGCUCUGGAACAAAGAGACAUUUGAUUACCUGUGUGGACACCUGAACUCACCGGAAGCAGAGGAAAUGGGACUCUUACCAAUUUCUGGCUACAAUCUCUUUACACAGCCAGUUCCAGACCCACCUUGGAAGGACAUUGUCCUGGGAUUUAGGAAUCUGACAGCAAAAGAGCUUGAACUCUUCCCUGGUUACAGCUAUGGUUGGUUUAACACAGCACUAAUCUUAGAGGGCAAGAGCUAUUUGCCUUGGCUUACCAAGAGGUUAAAGCAAAGAGGAGUCAAGUUUUUUCAUAAGAAGAUUGAAUCCUUCCAUGAGAUGGCUGCCAAGGGUGUGGAUGUUAUAAUAAACUGUACUGGGGUCCGUGCAGGGGAACUGCAACCAGACCCAGGGUUAAUGCCAGGCCGGGGACAAAUCAUAAAGGUCCUGGCCCCUUGGGUGAAGCAUUUUGUCAUGACUCAUGAUCUUGAAUCUGGAAUCUAUAACUCACCAUACAUUAUACCCGGGAGCAAGCUAGUGACCUUGGGAGGGAUAUUUCAGCUGGGAAACUGGAACGAAGAGAACAGCCCCCAGGAUCACAAAACAAUUUGGGAAAAUUGCUGCAAGCUGCUCCCUAGUCUCCAGAAGGCAAAGAUUGUGGAAGAAUGGAGUGGCUUCCGCCCUGUGCGCUACACAGUUCGGUUGGAGAGAGAGGCAAUUCGUCAUGGACCUUUAAAAUCAGAGGUGAUACACAACUAUGGCCACGGUGGUUUCGGACUCACCAUCCACUGGGGAUGUGCCAUGGAAGCCGCCAGGAUCUUUGGAAGGAUUCUAGAAGAAAAGAAGCUGGCCCGACCACCACAGUCCCAUCUUUGAUUUAACAGAAAUAUUCUAAUGAUCUUUCUCCUUUUUUUCCAUGGAAAAUCUGCGAUAGGCCCACAGCAAUAGUAGAGGAUGGAUGGAAAGAAACUGUUGGUUGUGUGCAGCAGUCACAUGUCCAACAAUAGCACCAGUAGCUAGGAAGUAACAGGGCAAAGGCAAAAAUAAAUAACUCAAUGAUGCAUGUUCUCUGUUUGAUGCCCUCAGCAGCUCCAAGACUGGUCUCUAGGGUACAGUUUUCGGAUUGUUACCAAUUAACUCCCUGUUGCUACUGUUUGCCAGGCAGAUGGCUCAUCCUUGCUCUGUUCAUAUAAACUACACCAUGGAAACAUAAAUAAAACCUGUAUUAUCGUA